This is a messenger RNA of Erigeron canadensis, 1483 nucleotides long. RefSeq names its product glycerate dehydrogenase. Bases 134 to 1294 code for a protein of 386 amino acids. Gene Ontology annotation, molecular function: hydroxypyruvate reductase (NADH) activity; glyoxylate reductase (NADPH) activity; NAD binding. Lineage: Eukaryota; Viridiplantae; Streptophyta; Magnoliopsida; Asterales; Asteraceae. Gene Ontology annotation, cellular component: cytosol. The transcript has 12 exons. The record is from RefSeq and is a predicted model, not a curated record.
CUCAAUUACACUAGCCCAUCAUCCCACACACACCCAAUCAAUUAACCUGGAACACACUUUCAAAAACCUUUGGAGACUGAUCAAACAAACCACCUCACACUCACUUUCAACUUUAGUCCUAGCUACUAAAAACAUGGCAAAACCAGUUUCAAUUGAAGUUUGGAAUCCUAGUGGCAAAUACAGAGUUGUCAGCACCAAAUCCAUGCCCGGUACUCGUUGGAUUAAUUUGUUGGUCCAACAAGAUUGUCGUGUUGAAAUAUGCACAGAGAAGAAAACGAUAUUGUCUGAGGAAGAUAUCAUUGCUUUGAUUGGAAAUAAGUGCGAUGGAGUCAUCGGUCAGUUGACAGAAAAUUGGGGAGAGACAUUGUUUUCGGCUUUGAGCAAAGCGGGAGGAAAAGCUUUCAGCAACAUGGCUGUGGGUUACAACAAUGUUGAUGUCGACGCAGCAACCAAGUAUGGUGUUGCUGUUGGAAACACUCCUGGCGUGCUUACAGAGACUACAGCAGAGUUAGCAGCAUCACUAUCUCUUGCUGCUUCAAGAAGAAUAGUCGAAGCUGAUGGGUUCAUGAGGGCUGGCUUGUAUGAUGGAUGGCUUCCUCAUUUGUUUGUGGGAAAUUUGCUUAAAGGACAAACUGUUGGUGUGAUUGGAGCUGGUCGUAUUGGAUCUGCUUAUGCUAGAAUGAUGAUUGAAGGGUUCAAGAUGAAUCUAAUCUAUUACGAUCUCUACCAAGCUACACGUCUAGAGAAGUUUGUUACAGCUUAUGGUCAGUUCUUGAAAGCCAGCGGCGAACAACCUGUUACCUGGAAACGGGCAUCAUCAAUGGAUGAGGUUCUUCAAGAAGCCGAUGUUAUAAGUCUACAUCCAAUAUUGGACAAAACAACUUAUCAUCUCAUCAACAAAGAAAGGCUUUCGAAGAUGAAGAAAGAAGCAAUCUUAAUAAACUGCAGUCGAGGACCUGUGGUUGAUGAAGAAGCUCUUGUCGAGCAUUUGAAACAUAACCCCAUGUUCCGAGUUGGUCUUGAUGUUUUUGAGGAUGAGCCUUACAUGAAACCUGGCCUAGCUGACAUGAAAAAUGCCGUUGUUGUGCCUCAUAUAGCUUCGGCAUCAAAGUGGACUCGUGAAGGAAUGGCCACACUUGCUGCCUUAAACGUAUUGGGAAAAAUAAAAGGGUAUCCAACAUGGUCAAACCCGAACCAAGUAGAGCCCUUUUUGGAUGAGAACUCACCACCCCCGGCAGCAUCCCCGAGCAUUGUCAAUGCGAAAGCACUAGGUCUCCCUGUUGCAAAGCUCUAAGGUCAAAAAGUCUCUUGGAUGACAACGGCGAUUGCAUGUAUAUUUGUUAUAUGCUCACUACUCUAUGUAUGUUCACAAUGUGCAAGUGAAAUUGUAUUCAAAUGUGGUUGUGCUACUUUUGGGCUCUCAAACAAACUUAUGUAAUGCGUCCCUAUAUUACGGAUUUUUCAUACUAAUGCUCUACACUCA